Molecule: messenger RNA, 411 nt
Organism: Corticium candelabrum
Lineage: Eukaryota; Metazoa; Porifera; Homoscleromorpha; Homosclerophorida; Plakinidae
Exons: 5
Coding region: 1-399 (132 amino acids)
Cellular component (GO): perinuclear region of cytoplasm
Molecular function (GO): transmembrane transporter binding; Hsp70 protein binding
Source: RefSeq, a predicted model, not a curated record
AUGAAAGAAAAGAGAUGGUUGAGUGCACUCUCACGUGUUGCACUAGAACAAGAUAUUUACCAAGCGCAAGUGUGUGAGGUUCACAAGCUGCAGCAGGAGAAUCUGCGUCUUGCGACGAUUGUUGACUCAAUACAACCGUUCUUUAAGUCGUUAACGGCUGUUGCAGAGAGAAAUGACUCACACCUCAAACAGGCAGCACAAGAUCGAAGUCAGGAGGACCAGAUGACAUCCCUACUUGGUCAAAUAACCGACAUCCACCCAAACUCCAAACAACGAAUUGAUGCGAUCGAGAGCAUCAAGAGACCGGGAACGAAGGCAAACAGUGCACUAGAAGACACGCUUGUGAAGACACGAGGACUAUUGAAAGCACGAAAAGCUAAGCCAGACGAGCCAAGCUGAUAGUCAGUCAAC